UAAACAGCAAAGGAGACCCAAGACCAACCCGAGUGGGCAUAUCAGAUCCGCUGAGCGUGAAGUAAGCGGUCAGUCCUCGGGCACUGGAGAUCAGAUCACGGGGCGUGGGCUCCGGAAAGAUCUUUCACUUAUACAACUACAACAAAUUAGUUCACUUCAAGACUGAAAAUGAAUCGCGGAUCGCAAAAGUCGAGUGAUGAGACGCUUAUAGAAAUGAGCCGAACUGCUUGGUCCAGCGGCGAAGACAACAAUGGCUUCCAUUCCAAUUCGGAUAAGGAGACGUUUCAACUUGAGAAUGCUGAGAUCUGGAGAAAGAGAGCUUUAUUUCUGAAGUAUCGCUCCAGGGUGGAUAAACAGCAGCAGAGUAAGGACUCUGUGUACUUCAGGGAUGGUGUACGGAGGAUAGAUUUCGUCCUGUCUUACAUCGACGACAAGGAUGGAGAAAAGAAACAGGACCGAAGGAAGGUGUUUGAGGCUAACUUACAGAAAGCCGGACUGGAGGUGGAGACCGAGGACAAAUCUGAGUCUGAGGAUGGAAAGACGUACUUCUUGAAGAUCCACGUUCCAUGGGAGGUGCUGGCGACAUAUGCCGACGUCCUGAAAAUCAAAGUGCCUUUCAAAGCCAACGAUAUUCCUGAAAAUAAAGAGAUACCGAUGGGCUGGCUCUUCACGCCCUUCCGCCUGCCCGACCAUGUGAUGAAUCCAGAGCCCGACUUCUUCACCUCCACGUUCGACAAGAGCAAGAUCGACUUCUUCCUUAUUGAAGAUAAAGAAACCCUCUUUCCUGCGUCCACGCGCAACAGGAUUGUUUAUUACCUCCUUUCCCGAAUCCCGUACAGCACAGAAGACAAAGAUAAGAAGGGUAUUAAGAGGUUGCUGAACAACGGGACCUACACGUCCGCCUUCCCUCUGCAUGACUGUCGAUAUUGGACCAGGUCUCGUGAUGAUAACUGUGAGAGCGAACGCUAUUCUCUGUAUAAAAACUGGGCUCGCUUCAGCAGCUUCUACAAGGAGCAGCCGCUCAACCUCAUUCGGAAGUACUAUGGAGAGAAGAUCGGCAUCUACUUUGCUUGGCUGGGUUUUUACACGGAGAUGCUGUCCUAUGCUGCGGUUGUGGGUUUACUCUGCUUCAUCUAUGGAGUGGCCACCUUUGACGAAAACAUCUGGAGUCGAGAGAUCUGCAACGAGACCAUCGGUGGGCAGAUUGUCAUGUGUCCGCUCUGUGAUAAGAAAUGCGGCUACUGGAAGCUCAGCACUACCUGCAGCUCUUCAUGGCAAUCUUAUUUAUUUGACAAUGCAGCGACGGUGUUCUUUGCUAUAUUCAUGGGAAUAUGGGUCACUUUAUUCCUGGAGUUCUGGAAGCGGCGUCAGGCCCGGCUGGAGUACGAGUGGGAUCUGGUGGACUUUGAGGAAGAGCAACAGCAGCUCCAGCUCAGACCCGAAUACGAGUCCAAGUGCACCAAUCGGCGACUCAACCGCGUCACACAGGAACAGGAGUGGGUUCUAGACCAGACUCCAGCCGAUAAAGCAGGCAGGUUUGUCCUGUGCUGGACCACUGUUCUCUUAUGGAUCUCUCUGAUUAUCGCCAGUAUUAUCGGUGUGAUUGCGUAUCGUCUGGCGGUGUUCGCUGCAUUCGCGAGCAUCAUGAAGGACAGUCCCACUAAUAAGCUGGAGAUAGUGGGAAACCUGAUCACGCCUCAGUUCGCUACGUCUGUAACGGCGUCCUGCAUCAACUUUGUCAUCAUCAUGGUGCUGAACUUCCUGUAUGAGCGCGUCGCCAUCAAGAUCACUGAUAUGGAGGUCCCUAAAACACACGUCGAGUACGAGAACAAGCUGACGAUAAAGAUGUUCCUCUUCCAGUUCGUCAACUAUUAUUCCUCCUGCUUCUACGUUGCUUUCUUCAAGGGUAAAUUUGUGGGAUAUCCUGGAAACUACGCCUACAUGUUUGGGCCUUGGAGUGGACUGAGAAAUGAAGAGUGUGAGCCUGGCGGCUGUCUGAUCGAGCUGACCACUCAGUUAGUGAUCGUGAUGGUGGGCAAGCAGGUGUGGGGGAACAUUCAAGAAGCUCUCGUCCCCUGGCUGCGUAACUGGUGGGUGAGCAGAAGUGCUCGUAAUCAUCCGGAGAGUCUGUACAGCCGCUGGGAGCAGGAUCACGAUCUGCAGAACUUGGGGCAGCUCGGCCUCUUCUACGAGUACCUGGAGAUGGUGAUUCAGUUUGGCUUCAUCACUCUGUUCGUGGCCUCUUUUCCUCUGGCUCCGCUCCUGGCUCUGAUGAAUAAUAUCCUGGAGGUGCGCGUGGACGCCUGGAAGUUCACCACUCAGUUCCGCAGACCCGUCGCUGCUAAAGCGCACAGCAUCGGCGCCUGGGAGGAAAUCCUCAACAUGAUCGCAGUCUUCUCCGUCGUCACCAACGCUUUCAUCGUGUCCUUCACGUCUGACAUGAUCCCGCGGCUGGUGUACCAGUACGUGCAUAAUACGGGCAAUGCGGCCUCUAUGUCGGGAUACAUCACCCACAGCCUCUCCAUCUACAACAUCUCAGAGUUUCCUCCCGAAAACCGUCCGGAUGAUGACGAAAACCCAGACUGGUUCAACGCCGGCAACUACACCACCUGCAGGUAUCGAGAUUAUCGAUAUCCUCCAGGACACGAGAAGCAGUACACCCACAACAUGGACUUCUGGCACAUCCUCGCCGCCAAACUGGCAUUCAUCAUCAUCAUGGAGCAUGUGGUGUUUGUGGUGAAGUUUUUCGUGGCGUGGUUGAUCCCCGACGUGCCUUCAGACGUAAAAGCGCGUGUAAAGCGCGAGCGUUACCUCAUCCAGGAGUAUCUGCACGACUAUGAGGUGGAAAAACUGAAGAACCAGCUCAGCCUGAACACUGACGUCCACAAUGACAUUACGGCAUGCACCUGUCCCACCACAGACGCCAUCCCCAAACUGGAGGUAUUAUCAGACUGUCUGACCUAACAGAGGCCACCCUCUGAAGCAGGACCCAAAAAACACACACACCACAUGAUUAAUGUCGCAGACACACUUACUCUUUGGUGUAUUCCUCGACAAAUCACACUCCUAUGUUAAAUCUCCGUAAAGGAAGAAUCCACUAGAUCUGAGUUUGUGUAGAAGAAUGAGACGUAUGAAGUGAAGCUAUCUAUGCGCAGUAGACAUAUGAGCUCCGUUUUAACUCCUUUCCGUCCAUGCAAAUUGCACUUUGCUCUUAUCAAGAACGAUCACGGUCUCUCGGUCAAUCUACUCUAAUUCCCUCAUAAUUGUUCUCGGUUGAUGUUGUUCAUUUUUGUUAUGCUAUACGACACUACAAACAUACAGAGCAGACGAUUAUGUUCGUUAUGAAACACUGUAUAAGGAUCAGGCAGCUGAAGCGACAGUGAAAACGUUACGUUUACAUUUAAGCCCCCAAACCAACCCAUUUUCUUGACAGGUUUUAAUCAGUUCACUCUUAAUUACAAUAAGGAUGUCUCUACCACACAGCGUCAAAACACUUGAUAGUUGUACACCAAAGUUCUCUUAUUAUGUUUUGAUGAGUAUCCAACUACUCAGUACUUGUUUUUAGAUGAGUACAAGUUAAAAUAACAAGUGCUUCACUUCACAGUGGGUAACAUGUAACUGGGUUUCUAUGAGUUACUAAGAGUUACAACCAGGGCCAGACGGAAUCUGUGGACGAUUUUUGCUUUUUCUGCGGAGAAUUUUGCAAAAAAAAUCUGCGGAAUUAUUUUGGGAGUAUCAUAACUAAAACUGUAAUGUAUUAAACAAAAAAUAAUAUCUUUUUAACUUUUAUUUAACGUUUACAAAGCAAAUCCAAUUAGAUUCACUUUAUUUGGUAAACAAAGCAAAGUCUCUCAUAUAGUAUCUCUACUAAAAGAGAGAAAAUAUGACUGUACAAACUGUAUUGUACAUAAAUCAGAUGGACAUCUUCAUAUUAGUCAGUAACAUUACUGUAAUUUUGUUAAAACUGAAUUAAUAUAGAUUUACACACAUUUACUCAAGUAAAUAAACAGAAUUAAUGACGGGCUAAAAAUCUGCAGAAUUCUGCAGAAAAUCUGCGCGCGCAGAUUCCAUGUGGGCCUAGUUAUAACAAUGUCUCCACACAGCUUUGAGUACUGAGUACUUACAUUUCUAUAUAAAGUAUGGACGUUCGCUAACGAUAAGUGUUGUCAGAGUCCUGGAAUUUGAUACCAAUCGGUGAAGUAAUUUAAAAAUGUCCAUUUCCCACUGAUAUUGCCUAAAUCUGAUAUUGCAAUGUUAUUUUUCUGCAAUAAAUCUUGCGAUAUGAAUAUAGUUUAUCAAGAUGCUUUGAAAAGCACUAUUUGACGGUUUUCUGGGGAGUCGGGUUCAGAAAUCGAAAAAUCAAAAUGCGAAACUUGCUUCUCUUACUUUCAACAUAGGCUCAUUCUGAAAACGUAGCCCUGUGUACAUUUCUGGAGGUCGUGAAUUAUAUAGCCAGAGGAAGGUAUGGCUGCAUUUCAUUUUUUAAAUGAACACUACGGCGCGGUAUGACACCGUUCCUUUUCAUGCUUACCAGCUGACUGUUACCUCUGUAUGGGUGGUUUUCCGGCUGUUACCAGUUUGUCCAGUAGCUCGCGUGUACGUCAGUGGACUUUAAAUGCAGAGGACAUGACCGCAACAACGGGGUUCGAGUCCGGUGAAGAACGGUUCCAGAAAGCGGGUAAAAUCAGAAGCCAUAAAAUAAAAUAAACAAGUAUAUAACAUGGUGAAAACGUGGCAAAAUGUAGUAAAAAAAAUCAGACAGGGCUUUUCUUUUACUCAAUUGCUUUUUAAAUUUGCCAGUU
Messenger RNA from Danio rerio (zebrafish), 4802 nucleotides. The record is from RefSeq and is a predicted model, not a curated record. Lineage: Eukaryota; Metazoa; Chordata; Actinopteri; Cypriniformes; Danionidae.